Penicillium olsonii is the source of this 867-nucleotide messenger RNA. Lineage: Eukaryota; Fungi; Ascomycota; Eurotiomycetes; Eurotiales; Aspergillaceae. The record is from the annotation of a GenBank genome assembly.
AUGCCUGACACGGCCAAUAGCUCUCUUCUUGAUGAAUUUGUGCUCGCCGAAUUGAAUGACACUCAGCUACGGGAUCCUGACGGCACAUCCGAUGACACAACCGACGACAAUGACACAGCCGACGACAGAGCCGACGAAUUCCCCAGGCCACUCGGUAUGGAUCACAGCAUUGAUGGCAUCCGGGUAGGAGGCUUGAGUCGGAGUGUGGCAGCAGAUGAGAGGCCUUAUGGUGAUUCCGGCCAGGCGGUCGAGCUACCUACAUGUGUCUAUCAAGCUCCCGAGCUGAUGUUUGAGUCGGAAUUCGGUUAUGCCGUUGAUAUCUGGAGCUUCGGAUGCUGGGCGUGGGAGCUUGUACAUGGUCAACCAUUAUUCAGUAGUGUGCUUGAAAUGGAAGGCGAGGGCUUUGAGGAUGGGGAAAAUCGACUUGUGGGAUAUCAGGCUGUUGCUUGGAAUAUUCGGUCCUUGCUAGGACCUCCACCUCCUGAUUUGCGAACGGGUAUGGCAAAUAGUAGCCACUUCGAUAGAGCGAUGUUCGACGAUGAAGAUAUUUGGAGAGGUCCGGUCCCCUUCGAGGAUGCUCGGGUGCUUCUUGAGGAGGAUGAACACCUGAAAGUCGACGAGCGGGAGCAAUUCCUUGAUUUGAUGAAGGAUAUGGUUCAAUGGCGACCAGAAGAUCGGAAGACAGCAGGAGAAUUGCUCGCGCAUCCUUGGUUUGCGGGUUUUGGUCUGUUCACCGUCCCUACGAGUGACCAUCAUCAGGUCGACGACUCCGGCGGCGCGGCUUCAUCUACCACCGAGAAGCCUGACUACGCCAAUGGAGGGCCAAUUAGCCCUACGUCCUAUGGUGAGCAAGAUGUUUCUGCUUGA